CGUCCCAAGGAUCCCAGAUAGCACGACCCGCGGCGCAAGUCUAUCCGGGAAAUCGCUGACCCCCAAUGUGACCCUACAGAAUUUCAAACAUGGCGGAGCCCUCCGUUGGGAGUACGAGCCCAGGAGGUUCAGCAGAGGACCAUGAGUUUGAUCCUUCAGCAGAUAUGCUCGUCCAUGACUUUGACGAUGAACGCACACUGGAAGAGGAGGAGAGGCUCGAGGGAGAGACCAACUUUAGCAAUGAGAUCGACGACCUUGCCCGGGAGGGAGAGAUGCCCAUUCAUGAGUUGUUGAGUAUGUACGGAUGUGGCGGUGGUUCACCCGCAGAUGAAGAGGAGGAGGAAGAAGACUUUGAGGAUGAAGAGGAGUUGGAGGAUGAGGAAGAGGAGGAGGAAGAGGAUCUGGACAAUGAUGAAAGCAGUAGAAGCACUGGCGAGCUGAAGAGGAAUAAGACCGAGAGGGUGAAGAUCUCGUCAGGACUGGGGAACGAGAACCAGUUGUCCAGCGAGGGUCGCACGCGCUCCGUCAAAUCCCACGGCACGGCAGAGCUGAUACGCGGAUCACAGACGCUCAAGUACUUUGAAAUUAAGGAUGCAGAGGAAGAGUCAGAAGAAGACCAGGAUUAUGUCCCUUCUGAGGAUUGGAAAAAGGAAAUCAUGGUUGGGUCCAUGUAUCAGGCUGAAACGCCCCCUGGCCUUUGUAAAUAUCAAGACUAUGAGAAAGUAUAUGAAAACGAUGACCAGCUUUUAUGGGACCCCGAGUUCCUUCCCGAGGGCAAGGUUGUGGAGUUUCUGACUGAGGCGUCAAAACGAACAGGAGAGGAGAAGGGAGUGGAUGCCAUUCCUGAGGGAUCCCAUAUCAAAGACAAUGAGCAGGCGCUUUAUGAGUUGGUCAAGUGUGAAUUUGACACAGAGGAAGCUUUAAGAAGACUGAAGUUUAAUGUGAAGGUAGCUAGAGAAGAGCUGUCUGUGUGGACAGAAGAAGAAUGUAGAUAUUUUGAGCAAGGACUAAAAGGUUAUGGGAAAGACUUUCAUUCAAUACAAGCCAACAAGGUGAGAACUAGGUCAGUAGGAGAAUGUGUGGCCUUUUAUUACAUGUGGAAGAAGUCUGAGCGUUAUGAUUUCUUUGCACAGCAAAGCAGGCUGGGGAAAAGGAAAUACAGCCUUCACCCUGGUGUCACGGACUACAUGGACCGGCUGCUGGACGAGACAGAGAGCGCCACGUCCAGCCGGGCGGCCUCGCCCCCUCCCACCACCUCCAACAGCAGCACCAGCCACUCUGAGAGGGAGGACGGCAGCAUCAACCACAACGGUUUAGUGAGUCACAGCUCGGGCUCAGGAGAAGGUUCCCAAUCAUCCACGGUGGCAAAUGAAGUCAAAGCAGAAUCCGUCCAGUUCAACGGGCCCACUGCCCUCCACCCCUCUCUGGAUGCUCUCCCUCCUCCCACCUCCUCGGACAAUAAGUCCAACGGCUGCGAUGCAGUGGCCACCGCUCCCAGCCACGACAGGAACGGCUCCCUGGAGCCCCAUUGUGGUAACGGUCACUAUGACGGUGAAGACGCGCCCCUCUAUGACAUGCCGGCCAAGAGGUGCCGGACAGAGGCAGAGUCACCGGAACAAAGCGAGCCGGAACCCUCCAGAACAGUGACGACCCUCCAGCAAGAGGACGAAUGAUAAUGAUGACCCCUUCUCAGAGAGGUCAAAGUGCACAGAACCAAACCUAAAAAAAAACAACAACAUGGUUGUAUUCAUUAGUGCACAUCGCAGCAAAAUGUUUUGCAACGGAAAACUAAAAC
This is a messenger RNA of Coregonus clupeaformis (lake whitefish), 1795 nucleotides long. RefSeq names its product mesoderm induction early response protein 1-like. Gene Ontology annotation, cellular component: nucleoplasm. The coding region runs from base 90 to 1673 and encodes 527 amino acids. NCBI's taxonomy places the organism in Eukaryota, Metazoa, Chordata, Actinopteri, Salmoniformes, Salmonidae. The transcript is spliced from 14 exons. Gene Ontology annotation, biological process: negative regulation of transcription by RNA polymerase II. The record is from RefSeq and is a predicted model, not a curated record. Gene Ontology annotation, molecular function: transcription corepressor activity; histone deacetylase binding.